UGGUUGUGCCGAGUCGGGCGUAAUUUGCGUUUCAUACGGUACGGCGGUCGGUGUACUUACGGGAAUAUUCACGUUAGCAAGGAUCCGGAGAAUUGCUGAGUUCGAAUUUUUUAUUUUCCGAAAUGUGUUCGUGUCGUGCUUCGAUUUGCAAUUGCGCUUAAUCUAACAUGGAAAAUCGCUGGAGUUGCAUUGUACGUUAAUCGCAUCGCGGACGGGUAGUCGCUAUUAAUUAAGGAUGACGUCGUGCAAUGCAUAAACGAUACAUCCAAUUGGUUCAUUGGAAUAUCACAAUGGAACUGUCUAACGAAAUUGACGCCCUCGUCGCUCCUUUCACGCAAACUGUUGCCAGGCAAGACUCUGGAGUACCUGAGGACCUUGCAUCUCCAACAGAUACAAGGCUGUUGGGUGACGGCGACGAUGCUGACGAAACCAUGAACAGCGAUCUCAAUAUCACUGUAAUACAUGUAGUUCGUGAUUCGACGUGCGACGGGGAGGAAUCGCUGACAAUGACUGCAGGUACCGAGGUUAAAGAAUUUCCAGGGGAGAGCAAAGACAGUAAAGAUGGGAGUGAUAGUGGAGUCGAAGGAUGUGCGACGGAAGUAUUGAGAGUUCGUAGUAGAAAUAGUGUAGACUAUGGAAGUAGCUGUGGGGGAUUGGACGAAGCGUCGUGUGAUUCGAGUCUCGUUAGCUGCUGCUCUGUCUACGAAGAUCCCUGUGCCACGCUCCCAGACGACUUGCGGCUUAACACCGGGGGAGAAGGUACCAGCGAAGGUGGCAGCGAAAGUUCCUCCAUAGCUGGAAGCAUAUCUGCCAGAGGUACGAGGGCAAAUGGAAAACGAACCGUCAUAGCGUCAGCCACAAAUAAGAAGAAGCUCGGUGUUGCCGAGCCUCAAAAACCAUCCCGUGUCAAGCCCAGCGCCUCGACUAAUCCAGCAGUGGCUUCUCCUAGGUCUAAAACACGAGUUGUUGCACCACGAACCGUUCCGUCAAAACUCCAGCCGGGAUCCAGGGACAGAGGUCGCUCGAAAGAAACAAAACACUCCUCCCUUAAAGAUACAGCCAAGGAAAUUACUCCGAUAAAUGGCACGUGUCGUCAGGCUGCUACACAACGACCAAGUGCUACGCCUGGCUUUCAUCGAACUCGCACAAGAGCGAUCCCCGAAUCCCUGCCAUCAGCGCUGACGACAGAAAUUAAUAAAGAUUUGGCACAAAGAGGACGGGGCACCAGAUCCAGAGGGGGAUCUAGUGGCAGGGGGCGAACUCCCGGAUCCACUCCUUUGGACGAAGGUAAAAAACUUCCGAGCACUCCACGGGCAAAUUUCGCAACGUGCAUGGAGCCUCAAACCGUUCGCAAGGACAAAAUCGCCACUAGUUUAGAUAACAAAGCGUUGGAUACAUAUGCCACGUUGCCUAGAAGAAAUAGAAGUAAAUUUGCAGUUCCUAAGUCAAACGAGAAAGCGGCUAGAAGUCGAUCAGGUAGCAGAGAUGCUAGCCUGAAUAGAAUGAAUGGUAAAAAAUCGGUUCCCAUGAGAGACGCAACGCCUUACAAAUCUCUACCUUCUUACGCAAGGAUAAAACCCGCAGAGAAAACGCGCAUUUAUCACGAAAUUAGUGUGCAGACUGGCCUGACCAGAGCAGACAUGGACAAUGUCUUUGCCGGACUUGUCGCCACUAUGCCAGAUCCUGCCAGAGUGGAUAGAUCGGAUAGAAGUUGUCAGACCGAAGGCUCCUGGAAAGACACAAAAUUGAUGCAAACCGAAGUUGAACGAGUCACAGAAGUGGCUGCAUCCUCUCAGCUAGAAAAUGAGAAAUUAAAGAUAGAGCUUGCCCAAGUCCGACGGGUAUUGGAAGAGGAAAAAGCUGAUCACGCGUUUGCUCGCCGAGAACUGGAUAGGAACGCUCAGAGGGUUUUGGCCAUGCUCGGUACCCCUCAAUCAGAACAUACAGAAGGGGACAGCUUCCUGGAACUGGAAUCCCAUAUACAAUCAUCGGGGCAAGUCGUCGCUAAUCAGCAAAUUGAGAUCGAGGACCUACAAUCCCUUUGCCGUAUGUUGAAUAGGGAUUUGGAAAAAAGCAUGGUUGUGCAAAAAACAUUGCUGCAACAGCACCAAGAGUUGGAAGCAGAAUCGAUAGAAAUGCAAGAUUUUCUUCAGGAAGAGAAGGCUACACUGGCUGAGGCGCUUAAAGAUGCAGAAGCUGAGAUAAAAAAGAAGGACGAAUUGGUCAAACGAAGCAACUCUGAGCUAGGAAGGCAGAUCGAAGAAUGUAAACAUCUGGUACGCAUCAGCGAGCAACGAAGGCAAGAAAACUUGUUGAUGAAUCUAAAAUUAAAUGCUGUGGAGAGACGGAGCAGAGAUUUGCUCUUGAGUCAGGGAGCGGCGGUAUCCGGAGCGGCUGUGGCCUUGUCCGGAUUGGGAACGAGGCUGGAGGCUUUGGUGGAUCAACUUGUUACUUCAUACAAUAUUUCUGAAAAGGAUCUUGAGGAUGUCAUAUAUAUUAACGAAGCAUACAGUUGUAGUAACAGCAGUGUCGAGUCAAGCCCUGUUAGCUCUAGGCAAAGUCUCAAAGAGUUCACGCCAAGUCCAAAGAGAGGUUCCUUUGUAUCAGCGGUUAUUGGUGCUAUCAGAAAUGCAGCAACACAUCCGUUUGUUGGAAAACCUGCGGAUAGAAAACCUGCAUUUAUUGAACCCGCUUUGAAGCAAUUGCACAAGGAAAUAAGCUUAGACUCGUCAUCCGACCUGUUGGAUUUCGAGACAGAACCAUGUCUAAUGAUGGAAAGUGUCUUGGAGGAUGUUCCUUUGCCAGAUACUUACACCCACAAUAUGGUAUCGAGCAGCGACUCGCUUCGCAGAACACUGGGUUCCACGGAAAAUGGGCUUGAAGAGAGUUCUAAGCAGGGUCGAUUUGCUGAUGAAUCCACUAGCCUCUCAAACCUCACACAGGCUAUUCUGCAUCGCCGUAAGGUGGAAGUUGAAGAACAUGAUGAAUGCGAAUCCUUGAGCGAAUCCGAGACUGGCAUCACUGAUAAUCCAGGACCUCUUACAGAUUAUUGUCCAGCUAUUUCUCUUGUCGAUCAAGUGAUUGAUGUUGACAAUCUUGUCACUAAACUUUUGAAAGUUCUCCGAAUUAUACAGCUGGAUAAUGAUACGUGCAUACAAGAGUUGAGGGAGGAAAAGUCUGAACUGGAAUGCAGGUUGGAAUCGUUUGUUGGGGAAUUGGAAAAGGUUCAACAGCCAGCACGCCAUCUCUGUGAAUCAGAGAAUCCAUUGCCUAACAUGACUGGUGAAAAAAAAAUGAUAGUCAAUCAAAGUUGUCACAGUUAACGAUACGGACACAUUGUUCUAAAACAAUUACUAAUCUCAAGUCUGCAGCCUGCGGACACUUUAAGAAUUUACCGGCUACACGUCGUUCGAAGCAACAUUGAGGGGCAAAAUUAGCUGUAAAAAUAAUAUCUAUUUUGUGUGAAACACUUAUACUUUCUUUCUCGGCUAAUCCUAUCAUUAAUGCGUUAUUGGGAACGAUAUGGAAAAUUGCUUUAAGAUUCUUAGUUUUCCGUAACUUCUGGUCCGUUAAUGAACGCCUGUACGCGUGUACAUAUUCAAUCAAAAAAUCUAACCUAAAUCAUUAAUCACUUUAUUUUUCAAAACCAAAAAUUCUCGAUAAAACUUCUGAACUUAUCAAUCAUGCUAGUCAGUCGGAAAAUACGAGAAAUUUAAAAUUAUAACUUACCAAAUUUCAUUCGAGAUUACCGAAUGAGUAGGGAUUUAAUAAUAAUUAAUAAAUGCGACAUCCACUUUACUACAGUUAUCAAUAUGGUUCAGAUCUGUGAAAAAUACGAUGAAUGCUACGGCUAGCCACAGCCUAAUCAUGCGGCAAACUAGUUGACGACAGUGGUGAAAAUCGGCCCUGGUUAAAGCGCCUGAUCUAUAGAUUCCUUGUCUAAACAUUGACUAUACGUAUAUAUGUGCUCGCAUAAAAUAGUUGAUUUCCUCUUUACACGCUUCACAAAUUCAUGAUCACACUGUGUUGCAGCACAUUUUUUGAAGAACCCAACGUUUCAAACACAUAAAUUGAAAGGUAGCGAUAGAGUUAUAACGAAACUCGGAUACCCGCUGUAUGUCACCUGGUUCCUAGCUGACACGAAUUAGCACAAUUAUAACAUUCACUCAUUCACCAAUUGUUAUUAGGUAAUCAACGUUCGGCUGCAUUUUGCAACCGUAUAAAAAAUUUUUUUACAGACCACUCAAAUUCGUAUUAGAAAACAUUCUUAUUCAUUCCUAUUCCAAUCAUUAAUUUUCCCCCUGAUUCAGAACAAAACGUUUGGAAUUGUAAAUUUAUGUUCGUGGGUACUGAAAACUAUUGAGAUCUCAGUUAAGAUAAUUCGUGUAACCCUGUACGUACCGUGAACCACCUAUAUGUGACAAAGCGGACCCUCGUCAUCGACCCAGGGAUCGACUUGCAGCGGUUACUGCUCAUAAUCUCAACCAUCCUGGACGGGCACAUUUCACCAAAUAUCCACAGUAUAACGAAGGUGCAUCGAAAACUGUUGAUCACCGUGUGCUCUGCAGACGCGUUGAUGAAAAAUAUUUUCUGUUCUAGCAAUUGAACUUUUUCACAUUUUUGAAUCGAAGUGUCCUAGAUAUACGAUCAUUUCUCCAAUUUUUUUUCCAAAUAUUGUAAUUAGGUAUGAUAAACCAAAGAUAUUUUACCGUAUGAACGGACGUAAUACACACCUAUGUAUACAUGUAUACCUGUAUAUUACAGCGAACGAUAUGCAGAUGGGAAUUUCUGCAAAUUAUUAGUAGACUUUCGGAAAUCAAAAAACUAAUAUCGAUCGCAGAGUUUAUUGUUGUACAUACCAAACACUGAAAAACCUGCAAGAGCCUUACAAGCCCUUGGUUUAAUGGACAUUGUUCGGUUAUUGACAUUUGCGCUUUCCCUCACAGCUGAAAUCUAAUCUGUCAGUGUUUCCUGCGAGAUCACAAAUGACGGGAAAAUUUAGGCAUAAAUAUGACCUUAUGUUGACAACUCUGUUCACUUUCAUACACACUCAAUUGUCCUUGUUUGCACUGUCAGACAAACAAGAUCACCGAUAAGUUGACUCGCAAAAAGUAUGUUACGCAUUUCAACGUUGUUCAGGUAAAUUCUUCAAAACUUAUUUUCAGUACGAAAUGUAAGUUCCUCUUUUAAGAAAUGUACCAAAGUUUCGCAGCGCGGAUCGGGGUCGUCGUUGUCGUGUCAUGGGACCGCUGUGCCCUCGUUUUAAUCGGUUGUUACCUUGAUAUUUGCAGCCAUGUCCGAAACGAUCUACAUUGCAUUAAAAGAUGAAUCAGUAACAUCAAACACAGUCAAGUUCUUCAGUGGGAUUGGCGAAAUUUAAAAAAUGUACAUUUUACAUCGUUGGCGAUUGAGGAGAGAGCGACAAAUUUGCAAAGUUAAGUAAAAAGUAUGAAAUUGACACGCUCAGGAAUUGGUCCAAUUCACUUACUGUAAAAUCAAUUCUUUUGUGUAGAAAAAUUGUCAGGAUGAUUCGUGGAAUUCCCAAUGCCCACAGGUCUAUUUUAAUUCCACUGUACCGUUGUCGGAAAAGAGCAAAAUUCUUACUCUACAAAUAAUUCUGGCACACACCCAAAAGACACCCUGAAAAAUGUCCCCAAUUAUUUAAUCAAUCAUAUAUAUAGUUACGAUACGUGCGCUGUAUUCUGUGUACUACAGACGGGCCAUUCCCGAACGGGACAAAAUGUGAUAGAACGAAUCCAAAUACCGUUACACUGUAUCCUAGCGUUAAAUGUUUUUAUACACAGCCAAUAACUUGAUGCCAAAUAGUGGUAAAUAUUGUAUUUUAAUGUGUAAUCAAAUAAAACGUGCAACGAGAUGCAAAAGACAA
Neodiprion fabricii is the source of this 5887-nucleotide messenger RNA. RefSeq lists its product as uncharacterized. Bases 249 to 3323 code for a protein of 1024 amino acids. The transcript is spliced from 11 exons. The record is from RefSeq and is a predicted model, not a curated record. Lineage: Eukaryota; Metazoa; Arthropoda; Insecta; Hymenoptera; Diprionidae.